CCAGAUUCUAACGCCUUUUUAGGACCGCUUCAAAUGCCCCCAAAUGAAAUCUUUGACGAUUUCGAGGAGCAGGGCCAGAGUCUCCUGGGAAGUUUACACUUGGACGCUGAAGAUGAACCGGCAAGACGGGGCGCAGCUUCUAGAGCGAAUAGUGUUCGUUUCGACGAGAGUGCUCUUCAGGGUGCAAGCUGGGCGCAAAAUGGUCGCCACUCAGGCGACUUCGGUCCAAUCAGACCCGGCAGUGGCCUUGGCAACCAUAACAUGAUGGAACGCUCCCUGUCUCAUAAAUCAGAUGGUAGGCACAGCUCCGCCGGCCAUUCAGUCCACUCGGUUCACUCUCAUCACUCCAUCGCCUCCGGACGCGGAAGUAGCUUAGGUAUAGACACUACGUUUACACCUGCAGGCCAGGACGAUGAUUCUCCUAUUGGGAUUCCAGAGCCGCCACCGAGCCUGUUCGUGUUAGGCUCUGUACCUUCAAUCAUCCGAUGUUGGCUUACCGCCAACUUUGCGCACGAUACUCUGCUCUACGCAGUCGUUUGCACCGGAUCGCAAAAGUCGGUCGUUGAAUUUUCGCUCAUAAGGGAGUUGGACUUGACAGGUGAUAUUCAUCGCGAUUUGGAUGGUGUUCACCGAAUCCGUCUACCCGUGUACCUAACAGAGGCAACUGUGUCACAACCGAGUUCUCGAGGGAUGAGUCCAGCUCCACAGAUACCAAGUCUGGCUUGCACGUUUGAAGUAGCCGGGAUAGAUGUACCCGACAACACGGAAUCCAAGAAGAACAUCCGCAUUUUUAUUGGUAGCGAGACGUUGAGAGCGCAUUGCGCCGAUAUUCUCUUCUCUCAGAAUCGCAUGACGCUAUAUAGCAGUGAACGUGAGAAGCUGUCGGUUCCCUUCGUACGUCCUGAAGAUAAUGGGGUCUUCAAGCAUAUACGGACUAUGGUUGUCUUCCCAGAAAAACCAAAGUUGAAUGCCACGGCCCGCCCAUUCGUUUUGGGCGAAGCUAAGUCGCAAACAACCACGACCACGGUGUCAGACCGAGUCCAGACGAGAGAAGCACGUGGGGAGGAUGAUGCUCGAGCACUUGCAUCGCCAUCUUCGGAACAAGCAAGUCAGCAGGCCGUAGCUACCGGGACAAGCAGCAUAUCGGAAAGCGGCGGUGAAAGUGAGAGGCACUAUAAGGAGAUAGGCAAUUCGGAGUCAGGAACGAAGGAGUCCCAAGCCCGGCCGAACGAUACACCAAGUGAUCACCAGCGGCGAUCCUCAGCGGCGGGGAGCAUUUGGAAUUCGUGGCGCCAUGGACCUACUCUGAACGGUAACGAGCAAAAAGAUGCUUCUCCGCUGAGUGGCUACCAACCUCCUGGGCGUGGGGGUAGAAAUAUGAAAGUUCUGAAACCAGCCAAGUCUUCGGGGUCGUUUUCAUCGACACGAACAGGAGCAUCUUACGAACCAGCUUCGAUACCCAAAAGUAACGUUGAACUUAGACGUAAAAGCCAAGUCGGAGCAGACAGUGUUAGCAAUAGCAGUACGAGUACAAGUAUCCGAUGGGAAUCGAAGCGAACGGUACCUAGCAGCAUUGAACCGAAAGCGACCUCAGCUACACGUGAGGCUCGAAGCGUAUUGGGAACGCCGCGUACGUCGACAAAUCCUAUAGGAAGCGCAUCGGCCUUUUCAUGGAUGAGUUCGUCGGGUAAGCCAAGGACACCGACUGCGGCAGCUGAGCAAAGAGCAGCACACUCAGACACGAGUGAGAUUUCUAUGAGAUAGCGGAGUGGCGCUCGAUAUGACGGUUUGCUGAGCUUAUGUGUUAAUGCUCGCUGCCAUGAUUCAAGUAGUCCUACUUGGUUGUAGGUAGAGAUGGCUAAGAAAAGAAUAAAAAU
Daldinia caldariorum is the source of this 1877-nucleotide messenger RNA. RefSeq lists its product as uncharacterized. Bases 34 to 1764 code for a protein of 576 amino acids. The record is from RefSeq and is a predicted model, not a curated record. NCBI's taxonomy places the organism in Eukaryota, Fungi, Ascomycota, Sordariomycetes, Xylariales, Hypoxylaceae. The transcript has a single exon.